This is a messenger RNA of Cooperia oncophora, 651 nucleotides long. NCBI's taxonomy places the organism in Eukaryota, Metazoa, Nematoda, Chromadorea, Rhabditida, Trichostrongylidae. The record is from the annotation of a GenBank genome assembly.
AUGCUCAAAGAUGACACAGAUAAGGGAUUUCUACGGGCCAGGGGUAAACGAUGCGCUAUGACGAGGGGUUGCGGUGCUAACCCGAAGUCUUACAAAUUACACCUUAGUAAUCCGUAUAAGCCACCGGAAGAAAUGCAUUUCAAAUCUGAGGACAACGAGGGACGCAGCUGUGAGGGCGAGGGUCUUUACGAAAAAGAGAACGUGAGACAUCUCUUCCAGGCACAUCUUCCUUUGCCAUUACAGACGGAGAUUCAAUCGAGCUCAAAUUCUACCACUCAAGCCUACGUUAGGACGGUCUUGAAGUACAUCCAGGCUCGUACCUGCAUCGAUUUUAUUGAAGAUGCUACAGCAACGAAUCGUAUAAGAGUGUUCAAUGGAGGUGGCUGUUACUCCAGCCUUGGAAUGGUUGGAGGCGAGCAAGACUUAUCGCUAGCUGGAUACUGUAUCGUUGUGGGCACUGUAGCCCAUGAAUUCACGCACGCUCUCGGAUCACUGCACAUGCAAAGUCGGAACGAUAGGGACACAUAUAUUACAGUCGACACUACUAAUGUGAAGGAAGGCUAUGGGAGCCAAUUCAACAAGGCAACAUAUACAAUCAACAAUACGCCAUACGAAUACGGCAGUGAUAUGCAUUACGGUGCCGACACGUAA